AUCAAUUUCCUUUUUAUGGAUUUUAAAUGAAUUUGUAUUGCGUAGUAAUAAAUUUAGUAUUAAAUUUUUAUGUAACUUUCAAUAUUUUCUGUAACAUCUAGUAAAAGUGAUGUUUUUUCCAAUUGAACCAUCGUUAUUGAACUGUUUUAGUUACCGUAUUGAUUGCUAUCUACCAUUGUUCCCUUACUAUUCAAGUAUAACCUUAAUAGUAAAAACUGAAAAUGGGGGAGAAAUUUGGCCACCACUAUGGCAGGGUGGACAUGGAAAGGAUUGGACUCUUUGCAGAAAUGAGCUACAUGCAUGGAAAAGGGUACACAGCUCCAAUUAUACACAAUGAAAUUCGAGACAAAAAGAUGGCACAGAUGCACCCUGGUGUUCCUAAAUGGAAGACAGGCCUUCAAGAUUGUUAUUUUGACCAAAAGUUCAAGAGAAUUUUUGAAAAGGAAGCUUAUACCACCCCAUACAUCAUGGAAGUAAAUGCACAGAAAGAAAUUAAGAAAAAGUAUCCAAACUUAAGACCUUUUAGUCCGUCCCCUUAUCCAAAAAAACACGCCACACCUGGAGACUUUUUUGGUACAUUUGGUGGACAGGUAAAGGCGUUUUCCCCAAUUUUGAAGCCACGCCCACCCAAGGAGAUAUUGCCUCCUAACGUCAGAGUAAAUCCUGGAAAAAAAGGAGGCCCAGGAUAUCCUGAUAUUUGUCUGAAUAAAUUUCCACAGUACAAAUCCACACCUUAUGAUGACCCUAAAUCUAAAGAGAGUAAGAAGAAGGAUGAUAAAUUUGUACCAUUCCUCGGAAUUUCGUAUCCUAAUUAUUUUGAUAAAAAUCCUUACCUUAUAAAAAGAAUUCAACCUACUUAUAAAGAAGAGUUUGCUAAGCUGGAAACAAAAUCUGGACCUUUUUAUCCUUCACAUAAAAACAGAACAUUGGAUGGCUGCUUUUCUAAAAGGCCAGCUUACAAGAGCUCACCCUACACACUGCCAAAGCCAGAUAAAGCUACGAAGGAGAAAACUGCUUCUGCCACUGAACCCUUCCGUCCUCAAGCUCGGAACAAGUCAAUGUACACAAAGAGCAUCAUGGGUAACAAGGUAAAAAUUGCAGUUAAUAACAAAAACUGGAGAAAUUUCAAACCUAUUACUUACACUCGUGAGUUCCUUGUAUAGUUAUUUUUAUCAAUGCAAUGUGCAUAAAAUCACACCAAACAUAGUAAAUACAUUAUUACUCCACA
This is a messenger RNA of Homalodisca vitripennis (glassy-winged sharpshooter), 1228 nucleotides long. RefSeq names its product UPF0602 protein C4orf47 homolog. The transcript is spliced from 6 exons. The record is from RefSeq and is a predicted model, not a curated record. Gene Ontology annotation, cellular component: centrosome. Bases 222 to 1163 code for a protein of 313 amino acids. NCBI's taxonomy places the organism in Eukaryota, Metazoa, Arthropoda, Insecta, Hemiptera, Cicadellidae.